This is a messenger RNA of Adelges cooleyi (spruce gall adelgid), 1979 nucleotides long. RefSeq names its product SREBP regulating gene protein. Lineage: Eukaryota; Metazoa; Arthropoda; Insecta; Hemiptera; Adelgidae. The record is from RefSeq and is a predicted model, not a curated record. Bases 297 to 878 code for a protein of 193 amino acids. The transcript has 5 exons. Gene Ontology annotation, biological process: positive regulation of SREBP signaling pathway.
AAGAAUAAACAUUCUUAUGCUAAGGAAAAAUGCUCGUUAUUAUUAAUUAUUAUCAUAUAAUGUAAUUAUUUGAUACUCGAUAAACAUAAUAAUAGGUAAUAAUACAAAUUACAUAGUGUUUGACCGUUGAUGUGUUGUGUUAUCGAAUUUCUGAAUUCUGAGGAUAAUGUUUCGGUAUGAAAUUUUUUGAUUAGACGGUAGCGUUAUUAGUUAUUAGUGCGCAGUAAUGUUAUCGCGAUAGUUUAUUUAUAAAGUCACGAAACGUCUCCGAAAAUGUAUGAUGCAGAUAACCUGUCAUGUGGAAAGAUUUUCUAUUCAGUUUUAUUAGAAGAAAAAUCGUGCUGUCUGUAAUUUUCGGCUGCUCGCUAACAUAUUGCAUCGUCAGUUUUUUAGUAAUCCCACCCAAGCCUUUAGACACAUGGAGGUUACCGACAAAAGUAGAUCACAGCUCGUUCGUAUGGAUUUCAGCAGAAGGAGAAUCGAACAAUACUGUGCCUCAAAAUUGCAGGAACACUGUUCAAGGCAGAGAAUAUGUUGCAGAUGACAGAGGUUACCUCUGUCUAAGAGGUGAUGUUCAAGCUAAUAACUGUUGUGGAUCUUCCGAUAAACGUUAUAUAUGUGAUACCUGUAAUAAAGACGGCUGUUGUGUAUUGUACGAACACUGUGUAUCAUGCUGUCUAGAUCCACAAAAGAGAAAGCUUUUACAAACGGUAUUAGGAAAAGCCUCGGAAACUUUUCGAGUACUAUUUGCGGCUAUCAAUGAUCAUUUCGAACUAUGUUUAGCUAAAUGCCGAACAAAUUCUCAGAGUGUUCAACAUGAGAACACAUAUUUAAAACCAAACAAACAUUGCUAUACCACUGCGGAUAAGGUGCCCUGAACAAUACAGUCGGAAUAUGAUGUUGUAUUCAGUUACAUUAAUUUUAAAUUGCAUAAUUAAUUAAUUUAUAUUUCAUUCUAAAAUAUGUCUAUAUCGUUAGAUAAUUGUAAUUAGACUACAUAUAAUUGUAGUGCAUGGGCUAAUAAUCAAUUAUGUAAUCAAAUGCAUAAAAAAUGUGCAUGAACAGAAAAUAAAAUAACAAAUUUAUAAUAUUACCAUAAACUCAUUUUUGUAACUAUAAUUUUUUUUACUUUAAAUAAUAUUUUAUUAUCAAAAAGACUAAAACUUAUUUUGCUAUCAAAAAAUUAAUAAAUUAAUAUUUUUUAAAGAUAUUAUAGCAAUUGAUUUUUAGUAGGAUAUAUUCAGAAGCGGACUAAACAAAACAGUAAAUUUAAAAGUAGUCCGCAUCAUUUUAAAAUUUCUAGAUUUUAUUUAUUGUUCUAAAAAUGUAAUUCUAAACCAUAUUACAUUCUAAAAUGUAAUAUGGUUAAUACAUACAAAGACAUACAUACAGUGUUCAAAAUAAAGCCAAAACUCAGUUAAGCUCUAUCGUACCUUGUACGUAUUUAAAUACUACACACUGUUUCACUUUAUCAGAUUUCAAAAUAUUGUAAUUGAAAUACAAAUGUGAACUUUAUGUUGUAACAUUGAUUCUCAUAUUUUUUAAGUUAUAUUAGUCAAUAAUUAUACGAACAAUUACAGGUUUCUUUACUUAAUAUAUUAUAUAUUUAUAUUUUAUUUAUACAACAGUUGUGUGUGCUGUAUUUUUUAAGUUUUAUUUAUGUAUAUUUUCUUAUUGUCCAGGUUUUUUAAAAAUAAAUAUUUAUUGUAUAUUUACCUAUUUUGAAGCUCGUGUUUGGGUAAUACAUGUUUAAAACGGUUUUUUUCGUAUUUUAUUAAUUAAGAAAUCACUACCUACCUAUAUGAUGUACCAUAUUUGAGGGUUGCCUAGUUAUUACCUAAAUAUUGCCUAAUUAUUAAUGAAGCAUUACGCUAUUCAUAUAUGAUACCCUGUUUGCACUACCGAUUUAAAAUUGUAAGUUCUUAUAUAAUAUACUACCUCAUUAAAAAUAAUUGUGUGCAAAAAAAAAAACUAUUAUU